CAUAAAAAAGCGAGGAGGGGAUGGAUCGCGAAGAGCAACUUUGGGGCGAGAAGAAACGUACGGGUUCUGAAACAAACAAGUCCACGAUCCGCAGUCAGUUUAAAGCAAGCCGGGGCAUCGGCUUCGUUUAAUCCGGCACGCUGUGUUUCUUCGCUACCCUAAGUGAAGUUUACGUCUGCCGAAACGUGUUGCCUCGGCUUUGCAUGACAGCUCGGCAAGAGAAACCCAGCAGGAUUUAUUUAAUGCAGCCGCUGAUGAUCAGUGGAUCUGGGUAUGUCACCGAGCGAUCCGGGAGCGACCGUGUGGACUGCACUGUUUUAGCUGAUUAAUUAACCGCGGGCAUGCAAAGCAAGCCUGGCGCUUCUGGGGAUCUGCGUUUCAAAUGCAUGUAUCGCUGUUCUUUGCGAGGUGCAUUAGCAUUUUCGGAAUGCUUAGACAAUCCGAGGCACACACUGCUGAAAGCGAUGUCAAAACCAGCUUACAGUGCUUUGGAUUAAAAGGAAGCGCGAUGCAUUUUUAUUUAUAACGGUGUAUUUUUCUGGACGUAUAGAGAAGGAGAGCGGCUAAGGUGAGCAAAGCAUGUAUGCAGAACAAAACAGAUGACAAGCACAGUCACAACUUCAGGCUCUCAGUGCACGGCAACAUACGGUUACAGAUUGAGAGCAAACUGUAAGCGGAGUUCCUCUGAAACCCAAUGCCUCGCAAUGGCAGUUUAACUAGGAGAGUGAUCAAGACAAUUAAAAAGGAGACAUGUCUUUAAGAGAGGACACUCACUGAUUCUAAGUGGAAGUGCUGUAGAUAUUGAGGAUCUCUAAGCGUAUAUUAUGGCUGAUAUGCGGUGACGUGAGAUGAUUUGUUUUAACGUGUCAGCUGUUUGGGAAGAGGAGAAUGCGGAUGCUCGUAGUUGAUUCCCAAGAUUUGACUGAUACGAGCGGUGGCAUCUCAAUCUGGGAGACUGAGAAUACGACAGUUUGUGGAAUCAAUCAACUCAUUAUUAUAAUUUUCCGUCUUUGUCUGCACGUAGAAAAACAAUAGAAUUGCACAGUGCACAGAUUCUUAUUGUGUUGAUUUUCUGAAAAAGCGACCAAAAGGGAAUUUGCUUUAGUGUUUCUUUUCGAGGACCGGGCUGAGACCCCAAGACAUGCGCGACGCACGUGCCUCGGGGUCGGGUGCGUGCGAGCUGUAAGCCGUCGCGGCGUUGUGACUGCGCCCCAAAGAAGGUCCCCCUUCGGAGUAGAGCCGCUGUCAAGUGCAAGUUCUCGCUCGCCACGAUGAUGAGCAACGGCCCCACUAUCGUGUACGAGUGGCUCAAAACGCUGCGUCUGUGUCAGUACGUGGAGUCCUUCGUGGACAAUGGGUACGACGACCUGGAGGUCUGCAAGCAAAUUGGGGACCCCGAUCUGGACGCCAUUGGGGUCUUCAUUCCACACCACCGGCAGAGGAUUCAUGAUGCGGUGCAGAGGCUGAAGGAGGAGGACAAAGACGCGGCCUCUGGGCUGUACUUCACCCUGGAGCCCAUGCCCCUGAGCUCAGACAUCUACACCAGCCACAUGGUGGAACAGUACGAGAGCAAACUCCGGGGCUCAAAGUCAUGGACUGAACCUAAAAGCGAGCGAGUGCCCAGGAGCCAGGGGUGUCCAAGCACCCACAGGAAUCUGACCCUCGGCCAUCACAAGGAGCUGGUGGUUUAUCCAAAGCUCAAGCUGAAGAUAAUGAUUCGAGAUAAGCUCAUCAGGGAUGGAAUUAACCUCAAGAAGCCACCAUACUCAAACAAGGACGGCUCCCUGGGGAACAUCGACGACCUGGCACAGGAAUACUCCGAGUACUACAACACCCACCUCAGCGACGUCUCUGAGAGGAUGGAGGAGCUGCGGAAGCGGAGCGUGUCCCAGGACGCAGAGCCGGAGAAGGCAGAAGCCAGUCCCCCCUCACAGCUCCAGCUGCGCACGGAGAUCCAGGAGUCACUGGGCUUCAGCAGCGCCGUGUCCACACCCGAGAGCGAGAGGAAGGUGCCUUUGUACAAGUCGAGCUCUGAAGAGGGCUGCGGAGGGAGGUGGGACAGCAAGAAGAAGAGCAAGUCUUUCUGGCAGAAUUUUCGCAAGUCGCAGAAAGGCGUGAUGCGUCAGACGUCGAAAGGAGAAGACAUCGGUUAUGUCGCCAGUGAGAUCACCAUGAGUGCUGAAGAGCGCAUCCAGCUGAUGAUGAUGGUGAAAGACAAGAUGAUCACUGUUGAAGAAGCCCUUGCCCGGUUGAAGGAGUAUGAGAUGCACAACAGGCAGUCCGGCAGUACUGACAAUGCAGAGGGGACUGACGGCUCCAGUCCCACUGUAAUCGAGUCCUCAAACUGUAAUUCUCAGGAACCGUCCGACGACGAGCUGGAGGACUCUGUGAAGUUCAGGAGGCUGCACAAGCUGGUCAACUCCACCCGCAGGGUGCGGAAGAAGCUCAUCAAGGUGGAGGACGGCAGGAAGCCUGAGGAUCCGUUUGGGUUCGAGGCGUCCCCGACGUGCGAGGACAAGUCAGCGCUCUACGCCGGCGUGCAGAAGAAGCCACCCCUCGCCCCGGAUGAGUCGCGGUCCUCCCUGCUGCAGGAGCAGACGUCUCUGGACGGGGACACGGACAGCCUGACCACGUCGCCGUCUUCCAGCAGCCUGGACACCUGGGGCAGCCACAGGCUGGUGAAAGCCUUCAGCAGAUCCGGCGGCGGAGGCCACGGCCUGAUCCGGCCGGCCAGGAAGCCGGGCAGCGGCUCCUCGUUCUCGGAGGCCGACGGCAAUGGCGAGGAGGACCCCAGGGCGACUCGCUCCAUGCCGGACGGGGAAAUGCGGAAGGCCCUCCCGGCACUCAGCCACGGGGUGAGUAGCGACGGCGUGUACGGCGUCUGUGUGCCCCGGGCACGGCACCGCUUCCUGGUGUCCCUCGAGGACGUGCAGGGUGGCCGGCGGAUGGCGAGACCCAAAAAAACCCUGGACCCCACCUACUCCUACUCCACUAAGCACCUGCUGCACCAGCGGGCCCGUGCCAAGCUGCCGGGGUCCCCACCGUCACGCUGCGACCUGCAGCUCCUGCGCGACAAAGCGCGGGGGGGCGGCUGGGCCUUCCCGCCACGCAGGCUGCGCGGCCGCGCGGCCGUCAGCGAGUUCAACAUCACCUAUGUGGUGGAGCGCAGCCUGCAUGGCCACCUGAGCUGGUCCCAACUAGUGCGGCCCGUCACGGAGCGGACCCUCAGCAAGGCCGAGCGGCAGGAUCUGCGGCGCUGCCUGCUGGACGAAGACGCCGGCGAGGCCGACAGGAAGUGGGCCGCCAGCGUCGACCGUUGUACCAAAAGGGUUCUCUUGCGCAUUCAGCAAAAGUCUAGAACGUGCAGCUUCGGCGGAUUUGACCUGUCUAAUCGUGCGCUCCACGUGGUCGGCACGGCCACGGACCCCGAUAGCAAGGAGCAGGAGCCCAUGUACAAGGACGUGGUGAAGUCCCCCACCACGUCACGCAUCUCCAAGAAGGUGAAGUCUGUCAAGGAGACCGUGCGGAAGCGGAUUUCGAAGAAGUACAGUGCCUCGGCGUCCGAGCAGUCGAGCCCAGACGGUACCCCCAGCUCCCCACAGUCUCCCCAGCCGGACACAGACUCCUUGGAAAAGCCCCCCAAGCUAAAGGCGGGGGGGUCUGUGGAAAGCCUGCGUAGCUCUCUGAGUGGUCAGAGCUCCAUGAGCGGUCAGACUGUGAGCACCACAGACUCGUCAGCCAGCAAUCGGGAGAGCGUGAAGUCGGAGGACGGCGAUGAGGAGGAGCUUCCCUACGGCGGCCCCUUCUGUGGUCGCGCCCGGGUCCACACUGACUUCACGCCCAGCCCCUACGACACCGACUCCCUCAAGCUGAAGAGGGGCGAUGUCAUCGACAUCAUCAGCAAGCCUCCAAUGGGGACCUGGAUGGGCCUACUCAACAACAAGGUGGGCACCUUCAAGUUCAUCUACGUGGACGUGCUGAGUGAGGAGGCGGAGAAGCCCAAGCGGCCCCUGAGGCGGAGGAAGAAAGGCCGACCGCCCAAGCCCAGCUCCGUGGAAGAUCUGCUGGAACGCAUCAACCUGAAGGAGCACAUGCCCACCUUCCUCUUCAACGGCUACGAGGACCUGGACACCUUCCGGCUGCUGGAGGAGGAGGAUCUGGAUGAGCUGAACAUCCGAGACCCUCAGCACCGGGCCAUGCUCCUGACUGCGGUGGAGCUGCUGCAGGAGUGCGACAGUAGCAGCGACCCCGAGCGCAGCGCCCUCGCCGGCUCACAGGAGAAGCUUCUGUCGGACGAGCCGGCGGCGCCCCGCGACUCCCCGCGGGACUCAGGCUGCUACGAGAGCAGCGAGCACCUGGAGCACGGGAAGGGUCCCAGGACAGCCAGCUCCUUCAGCUCGUCGGCGGGCUCCGAGUCCGGCCCACUCCGGCAGCCAGACUAUCCGACUCUGCCCAUGACCCGGUCUACGGAGGUUCUGCAGCAGGGCAGGAAGGAGCAUCGAUCUAGCAGGCCCUUCUCCCUGCAGGGGCUGGCCCCCCCGAGGAGGCGGCAGGGCAGUGCCACCAUGCCCCCUAGCCGCAGCUGCGAGGUGCUGGGCGACACGGCCCUGGUGUCGGUGCGUCCGCCGUGGAAGCGCUGCCACUCGCUGGGCGACCUCCAGUGGGAGCAGGCCUUCGACAGGAAAAAGUCCCCCGCCCCAGCCUCACGGCCACUGUCAUCCUCAUCAUCAUCUGCACAAGAUCCACCAGGGGGUGGGGCAACCGACUCUCCAGAAAUUUCCAUGGACCAGCCCAGCCUGGCACUGCCGUUGCCCACUCCUUUAAGCUCUGGAGACCCUGAAUCUCCAGAGAUCAAUCCCACGGCAAGUGAGAGUGGGGUGCAAACACUCCCGAAAAAACCUCCCAUUCCGCCUCCCGUCCCUAUAAAAAAGCGCAAAGAGCGCCUACUGAACGGCCUGUGCCGCCCCACGCUGCUGCCCCUGCCCGCCACCGCACUCCCUGCGCUUCCUGCUCGGUCUCCCGUCCCUGCCGACCCCUGCCUGCCCCCUACACCCGGCACCCCACCUGCGCCGCCCCCAGCCUGGCUCUCGGACCUCCCUGAAUCGGCAUGCCCCCAGAUGCACGGGGCUAAGGUGGUGGCUGGGAAGAAGGUGUCCCAUGGCAAGACAGCUGACCUGGAGUCUCUGCUGCAGGACCGGCUGAUGGCUGAGGGCAUCGACCUCACGGAGGAACCCUACUCGGACAAGCACGGCCGCUGUGGAGUCCCCCUGUGUCUGGUCCAGAGGUACACUGAGGACCUGGGCCAGGCCGCCAAGGAGGUGGCAUCCGCCAUGGAUUCGGUGCGGGUCAAGCAACUGCGCAGGCUGCACCGCAUGGCCAUCCCGUCCGAUGGCUUGGCGGAUGCGAUCCGGAAGCCGUUGCUUCAAGGUGGUGCGAGCACCACGUUCGACUGCAAGGCGGUGGGCCUGGACUCGCUGGAGCACGUCUCCAGCCUGACGGAGCAGGUUCUGCUGCAGCCGGGGGUCCAGAAGGAACGCCACGUCCGGCGGCUGCUGGAGGAGGCCCGCAGGGUGCAGAUGCUGUAGUGCAGGCGGACUGACGCGCGCUUGCGACGCAGACGCAUGCAGACGGACACGUGCCUGCCGUGUUGACCCGGCCCCAGCGUACAGGUUGCAGUCUGCCCCCCCUCAGAAUGGACUCCACGGUUACAGCAUAGAUGCAGUUCAGGCGAUUGGCGUUACCUGCAUGAAAGACUGCACAGCUGAGUUGCACCGGACAGAGACAAUGCAGCUUGCUGCAAGCGCAGCCACUGCCAAGUUUAAUAUUUUUUUGAGUGAUUCUUCUUGAUGUUUUCUGACUGUUAGGGGGGGCUUCUAAAUGCUUCCCCCCCCCCCACUGAAAGUCAUCAACCUUGAAACGGGUGACUGAGGAGCUGCCUUUGGAGAGAUAGCACAAGGUUUUGUUUGACAUUAUAGAUUUAUAUUGAAAUAUAUCAGAUUGUUAGCUCAUUCUUUUAAUCAAACACCCCAUUUGUCUCCUCCUGCUUGCCGUAGACAGCAGCGUGGCCAAAGCAUUUUUGAAUCAUUUUUAUCCGAAGUUCUCACACUGAUUGUGAUUCCAGGUCAUGACAGUGACCCCGUGUUAAAGGCUGAACCGUCUGUGGUCACGCCCAUGAAGCAAAAAACAAUGACACGAACCUUCCCUGUGCUGCACGAAGACUGAUGUUAUGAUUGGUGCUGACAGACGGGGAUAGGGUCACAAACGGGGUCACACUCGGUGUUUCUGUGCUUAGUGUCUCUAAACACACAUCUUAAUCAGUACUAACUCGUAUCGUUUUUUAUUUUGUGAAGCAUCUUGCUUUCCUUUUACAAAGAGUAUACGCCGCUUAUUUUACGUUGCCUUAGAAGUAAGCUUAAAAAAAAAAAGGCCUAGUGAUUAUUGCUGACUGCUGUGGGGGGCAGUGACUGCGGUCCCGUGCGGUUUGGCGCAUGUGUCGACGCUUCUCUGCUAACCCAGCCUGUGACACCCUCUCACUCAGGCUCUCGGUGGCUCUUGCUUGCAGUUCGGUUUUCUGUGAAGUUUUUCUCCUCGACUUUUAAAUGUGGGUCGGUGGCCAUCCUGUUUCAGACGUGACAUCAUUCAGCUGCAGACUCAUGCGGGCGUUACCUCGCGGGGGCCACUCUCAUCCUGCACACACAGUUAUAUCUGUAGAUUGUACAAGAAAUUCUGGCUUCUAUAUAUAUGCGUGUGGGUGUGUGUUUGUGCGCGUGCUUUCGAUCCCGCUCCUAAUCAUGUUUACAGGUGUGUGCAGACUUGAAAUAUGCAGUCAGAGAAAUAUCUGCGGUUUGAUUGAGCGAUCAUCCCAACUUUUGGUGCUCGUGGCGGUUUAGCCAAAGGGAAUGUGACCACCGUGUCCGAUGGGCGCGGCCAGGAGAUCUGGAUAUAUUGUAUAUCAGGGAUGGCAGCUGGGAAUUCAGGAGAAACAAGUAUGGUGUUUACGGGCCAGAGUCUCCAUAGAGACCCCAAGCACACUGGCCAGUGGGGAGCGCUGAAAUCCUGUGGCCUGCCACAUGCCGAAAAAUCCAUAAUCAGGGAUUGUCACUUUUCGUUACCCAUGGUUUAGGCCUGGCUUACUGUCACUCCAGUCUGUCCUCUAGGUGACAUGGUAACGCCAUGUUUGCGGUCAGGGUGACAGCAUAAAUGAACGUUUCUAAUAAGGUUGGCCAAGAUAACACGUUUAAGCAUGUAACAUGCCCAAACACACAUGUUUAGAGGAAGACUGCGCAAACGAACGUGCCUCAACACAGGGGUUAAUGUUAAGGCUGGCUUAGAGAGAACUUAGGGUGGGAUGUACUGAAGACUGGAUGCACAGCAGUAUUCCAGCGUGGGAAUGUUUUUGCUGGUUCCGGAGUCCCUCUCUGGAUUCUGCACGGCACAGUAACACCCAGCAGGUGCGGAUCAGUGAUGCCGCCGUCAUGGCCCACUGGCAGACACACCCCAUUCCACCAGCAGAGGGCAGUCUAUGGGGCAAGCUGCCAGGAGCCAGUAUCCACCCCCCCCCUCCAGCCCAAACCCACCAACUCCCCUGUCAGGGGACCCUCCAGCAGAAGUUUCCAGGUUCCCCCUUGGUAACAUACUGACGGACCGUGACGUAACAAAAUGCAACAAUGCAGGGGUCCAACCAAUCAGCCGCGGCUUCUGGACGCAGAUUGUCCAUUUAUCUGUAAACAUUCCAAAUGGGCUGCAGGUGUGCUUUGCUCUGAUUGGACAGCGAGGCGUGUCCGGGGUCACAUGCUCACAGGUCAGCAUCUUCUUCAAAUUCACCCACCACAACAGAGGGAAGCUCUGCAGUCUCUGAGUACAAAACAUCAUUACUGUUAUCCGUAAAAGCACUUUAAAGAGGUUCAAAAAUAAACAGUUCCCCAAGCUGAGAAAUUUUUAAAAGCAUUUUACAUUUAUACUGAGGGUGUGAAUUAGUUUAUGCUGGUUUAUGCAAUUUUUUUUUAUCAUAAAUUGACAUCAUGAAUUAAGCAAAUUAUAAAAUUUCCCGUAUUAAGCUUCUUGUAUACAACUGUAAAGCAAUGAUUGACUAAUUGAGUUCCAUUUAAUUACUUCCAAUUUGUUUUGUCUUGUCAGAAGCAUAAUUACAUAUAUGAAAUUAACAAAUGUUGCACAAUCUGUGUAUGUAAUUCAUAUUUAAAUAACUUAUUUUCUUUUUUGCUUUUCAUAUCAAAUGUAAUUAUUAGCUGUAUUAUACACAUAGCAAUACCCUCUUACCAGUGAAAAGCUGCAGUAUGUAUUGUAAAAUAUGUGUACAAAUUAUUUUAUGCUGUUUGAGCUAGCUAAUAAUUGCCUAUACAGAUAUGCUUGUAUUGAAACAUAAAAAGGUCUAAAACUAUUUGUCUCUUCUGAAAUGUAAUAAAAAUCUUUCUUGCCAUUAAAA
Molecule: messenger RNA, 8443 nt
Organism: Paramormyrops kingsleyae
Lineage: Eukaryota; Metazoa; Chordata; Actinopteri; Osteoglossiformes; Mormyridae
Source: RefSeq, a predicted model, not a curated record